Molecule: messenger RNA, 992 nt
Organism: Phragmites australis (common reed)
Lineage: Eukaryota; Viridiplantae; Streptophyta; Magnoliopsida; Poales; Poaceae
Product: LOB domain-containing protein 1-like
Exons: 2
Coding region: 114-779 (221 amino acids)
Source: RefSeq, a predicted model, not a curated record
AUAGCCCUUAAAAUUUGGCUCUUGAUUUACCAGCGGAUCAUUUGUCCUCUGCUCUCGUGCGUCUCAAGUCCUAGCUAACUAGUAGUAGGCAGCAGUACCCCUCGAUCUCAGUCAUGGACUACAGCAACGCGAGCACAGGCACGACGGCGCAGCAGUAUUAUCGCUCCGUGUCGCCGCCGUCGCGGGUGUCGUCGUGCUCGCCACCGCCUCAUCCCGCCGUACAGCUAGUGGGCAACGUGCCGCCGUCCGUCGUCCUGAGCCCGUGCGCGGCGUGCAAGAUCCUCCGCCGCCGUUGCGCCGACGGCUGCGUUCUGGCUCCCUACUUCCCCCCGACCGAGCCGGCCAAGUUCACCACCGCGCACCGCGUCUUCGGCGCCAGCAACAUCAUCAAGCUCCUCCAGGAUUUGCCGGAGAGCUCGCGCGCGGACGCGGUGAGCAGCAUGGUGUACGAGGCGGAGGCUCGGCUGCGGGACCCGGUGUACGGGUGCGCGGGGGCCGUGUGCCGGCUGCAGAAGCAGGCCAACGAGCUCAAGGUGCAGCUCGCGCGCGCGCAGGCCGACCUGCUCAACGCCCAGGCGCAGCACGCCAACCUCCUCGCCCUCGUCUGCGUCGAGAUGGCGAACCGCCGCGACCGCCACCACCAACAGCAGCACCCGUCGCCGUCGCUGCUGGACGGCGGUGGCGGCAGCGACUUCGGCGCGGCGUACCAGACGUUUUACGACUCGUGGGACCUGGACACGGCGACGUGGCCGGAUCACGAAGCCCAGCUCUGGACUUGACUCCAGGCCGGCUAGAUCACAACACAAGCAGCUAAGAGCAGUAGAGCACUACUAGUCGUACAUACUACGUAGCACAUACGUGCUACAACCGUGUAGGAAUGAACAGUAACGUUUCUAGCUUUCUGGCUGCUGCGUGCAGAAUGUUGUAGCCGGCCGUAAUUAUGCCUGUAUGAGUACUCCGUCCAUACGUACGAUUAUUUGCUGUUGAAUCCA